ACUCAGCUCGUUUUUCUUUUUCUUUUUCUUUUUAUUUUCAAAACUUCUCUGUAUUUCUCAUCCCAUUUUCCUCAGCAUCAUGAUCCUCCACCUCACACGACGUUACUAAAUCGACUUUUAUGGAAAGUUAGUAGGGUUUUUAUACUCGAGAAAUCGAAAGUGGAAACCGCCACCAUUGAAUCAUUUGAUUUUCUUUUCCAUUUAACUUUCCGAUUUUUCAUUUUCAUCUACUAAUUUAAUUGUUUUCGUUAUCGGAAGCAUAUUGUUGUGAAGUUGCUGAGAGUUGAAAGCUUAUGGAAGUUCGAAAGAAACGCUGAUUUCUGUUCGGUUUUUAUUCUUCCUCUGUUUAAGUUUUUGUGAUUUCCAUUUGCGACCAGUGAUGCUCACUGUGGUGGAGUGAAGUUUGCGGUUGGAUGUAGAUUUCGAAGUGAAAGUUGUAGCUCUGAAUUGUAGAUUCAGUAAGGGACUCGUUCGAUUUUCUGAACUUUUCACCGGCGAAAACGAGGUUUAUUUUCUAUUCUGUUGUUUUUUGUAGCUUGAUUCAUGGUUUCAAUCUUAUUUCUGUUCGUCUAGUGACUAGAAAAGUAGUUUUUCGUAUUUGUUUGAUUGGAUAGCAUUGGACGUUGAAGUUAUUCUUGUGGAAAAUGGCUUGUGAAGCUGUACAACUGUGGACAUUUAAUGGAUUAGUGGCUGCGUUUCUUGAUCUUGGUAUAGCUUUUCUUUUAUUAUGUGCAACGAGUCUUGUUUUCUUUACAUCCAAAUUUCUGGCGCUGUUUGGGUCAUGUCUGCCUUGCCCUUGUGAUGGACUAUUUGGGAACCUUGGUAGUGAUCACUGCUUCCAAAAGUUGCUAGUGGAUUGUUCGUCCAAAAGAAUAUCUUCAGUCCUACAUUCAACUAGAGAAAAGUUCCCAUUGGAUUCCAUGUGGGAUCAAGAGCCAAAAUGUUGUUUUAAGUCGAUGUCGGUGCACGAGAGGAAUGCGAAGGAGGCGUGUGUUGAAUUCGAAGGUGAAGCAUCAGGUGAUUCCUGGUUUAAAACCAGAUCACCUCGAGGUAUGAUUUAUGGAGACGUUCUCAAUGUCAACGAAUCGCAUUAUAAAUGCGGUGUGGGUGGCAGGAAGAUUGCAUCAGUGUCUCCGAAUGACGUUUUUCAGUCGGAUGUGGAACUGGAAGACCUUUGUCAUUCUCCUUCAAGCUUCUGUGGAUUUGGGGAUAACAAUAACGAGGAUGGCUUCUUUUCUGUUGAUACUGGAGAGAUGUAUGGAGCAUCUGCUGAAGAGGCUAGGAACAACUGCAGAGGGGAGUUAUGCUUGGAUGGUAAUGAGAGUGAUAGAAUCAAACUAUUGGCACAAUCACUCGAAGAAGAGCAGAAAGCUCGCGCUACCUUGUACCUGGAGCUCGAGAAAGAGAGAAGCGCUGCUGCCACUGCUGCUGAUGAGGCCAUGGCUAUGAUAUUACGUCUUCAAGAGGAGAAGGCUAAAAUAGAAAUGGAGGCUAGGCAAUACCAGAGGUUGAUAGAGGAGAAAACUGCUUAUGAUGCUGAGGAAAUGAGUAUUCUUAAAGAAAUUCUAGUGAGGAGAGAGCAGGAAAUGCAUUUCCUGAAGAAGGAAGUUGAAGCUUUUAGGAAAAGUUUCUUUGAUAAUGAUGGAGUGAGUGUUGAUAUGCUUGACUCUGAAUUUACACCCCCAUGGCUUGAAUGCAUCAAUGGAUCCAUUACAGACAAGCAAUCUCAUGAGUUACCAUCAGUGGAGUCACGAAACUUAACUUUUGAGUUCGGGGAAGAGUCCCCUUCGAUUCAAGCGGAUGAAUUCGCUGAUGCUGCGAAAGCUAGUGGCGUGUUGUUGCACCAAGUUGCCGAUAAUUUCGAGCUUAGUGAAGAGAUUGACAACGAGUUACAAGGAAAGGGCAUGGUGGAAGAUAAAAAUGUAUACAUUGUACCAGGAGAAGUAAAUGAACUGGAGCCAUAUCCGAAAAGCAAUGUGUCGAAUGGCCUAGAUAAGGUCGAGCAGUGCACAGAAUUGACUGCUGAUGAACAAGAAAAAGUUUACGACGAUUCAUUUGACGGGUUGGCAUUUGCGGAAAUAGCUCUUCCUUGUGUUGAGUAUAAUUUGGAAAAGCAUGGGAACCAUCAAAAGCAGUGGACAAGAGAUUUCAAAUCUGUGAAUGAUACAGAUGCCUGUCCUCAUGAUAUUCAUGUCAUUGAAGAUGAAGCUAGAAUGCCCAAUGAAGCAAGUGCUAAUGCUCGUAAAGAAACAUCGGUUAAUGGUAGCUCGAGUAUUCCAGUUAAUUGUGAUAGUUCAUCCUUCAGUUCGUUGCAGAAUGGACUAGACAUCACGAGAAGCAGCUCAGAUGCCACUGGAAGAUUUCCACCAAUGGCUCGUUCUCGAAGCAAUUCCUUGCGUUCUGAAUUGCGUAGAAACUCGAUGUCUGCUGUCGAUUAUGAAAGGUCGAAAAUCGGCAAUGAAGUUGAGUGGCUUAGAGGAAGGUUGAAGAUUGUUCAAGAGGAAAGAGAAAAGCUCAAGUUAUCUGUGGAGCAAAAAGAGAAGGAGAACAAUCAAUUGCAACUUUUAGAAAACAUAACGAAGGUGCUGUCGGAUCCUGGAAUGGCAGCUCUGCAGGCUCCAUUGCCUCCAUCCUCUAAGGAUGUGUCAAAGAAACGUUGCUGGCGAAGCUCAUCCUUAAGCAUUCACAGAAGCAGCUAGCCAGUUUGAAGUGCCACCAAAAAAACGAAACGAAACGAAACGAAAGCACCGUAGCCGAACACGAUACAAUACAGCAUCCUCCAGGUUAGAAAUUCUAGUCUUUUUGCCCCACUGCCAUACAAGACCACAAGACGUGUAAAUUGAGAAUAACUUGACAGGUUAUGGCUUAGAUCAUAGGUACUUUUUCUUUUAAGUUCUGAUGUGGGGUGAUAGAUAUUGGGAUAUUGAGCCUCCUAUAAGCUAUAUUUAGUAAAUUGAAAUCCUGUAUACAUCCUGUGCUUACAAAACAUACUUUCUUCCUUUCUUCGUCCUCUAUUCUCUGUUCUCUGUAUUCUGUCUUUUGUCUUGUUGUACGUACCUGAAGUCAUCAAUAAAUUUUUUAGCUAA
Molecule: messenger RNA, 3086 nt
Organism: Cucurbita pepo subsp. pepo (vegetable marrow)
Lineage: Eukaryota; Viridiplantae; Streptophyta; Magnoliopsida; Cucurbitales; Cucurbitaceae
Source: RefSeq, a predicted model, not a curated record